This is a messenger RNA of Styela clava, 1149 nucleotides long. RefSeq lists its product as uncharacterized. The record is from RefSeq and is a predicted model, not a curated record. NCBI's taxonomy places the organism in Eukaryota, Metazoa, Chordata, Ascidiacea, Stolidobranchia, Styelidae.
UUGUAGUCUGCAGGUCAUCGGCUAUUAAGUAAAUAAACUAACCAAACGAAAAUGGACAAAGGCUCAUUCUGAUAAGUAAAUGAUUCAGACAGAAUAUUCGGAUCACGAAUUCAAUCUUGUGUCAACUUAGUGGAAAUAGUCUAUCUAUCGCUAUGAAGGUAAUAUGCGCAGGACUACAGAAAACCGGUACAAAAACUAUCGCAGAAGCUUUGAGAAUACUUGGAUAUAACGUGCAUGAUGUGUUCGACCAGUUUAUGCUGGACAGAGAACUGUGGGACAAGAUUGUGGCCAACACAGUAACUGUGGAAGAUUAUCAACGAAUUCUCGGAGAUGUUGAUGCAGUAAUGGACUGGCCAGCAGUUGCAGUAUGGGAACAAAUCAUGGAAGCAUUUCCCGAUGCUAAAGUUAUAUUGAUGAUUCGUUCGAGUGAAGAUGAAUGGUACAAAAGCCUGAAAAAUCACUGUGAAAUCAUAAAUAAAUAUGUACCAUCAAACGAAACCUUACAGCAAUUUCUAUUCCAUGUAGUAUCUGGGCGGGUUGCAAGUCACUUUUAUAAACUCGAGACAGCAUUUUGUUCUGCGUGCCUUGGUAUACCGAGAAUGUAUGGAUCCGUUCUGAUAGAAACAUUUUUAAGAUCUCGGUAUCGCCAACAUAAUUUGUACGUUAAAUCUACUUGUCCAAAAGAGAAAUUAUUGAUAUACAACGUUAAGGAAGGCUGGGAACCUCUCUGUCGAUUUCUGAACAAAGAAAUUCCAGAUCAAGCGUUUCCAAGGGAGAAUGUUAAAGGAGAUAUCACAAGACAAAUGAUGAAAAAUAAUUGGAAAUAUGAUUGUGGAUUUCAAGAAACAAUGCAAAAACAAAUGAGGAUACGAUUGGCAAAAAUAUGCUUUGUGAUUGUAGCGAUUAUAUCGUGUUUAGUGUAUUAUUGGAUGAUAUAAUGAUUAAGAGAUGCAUUAUUAGCAGUUGCAACCUCCUAAUUUUUUUAAUCAACUUGUAGUCAAUUUUUAUUGUAGUGAGGUGCAAUUUAGUGAGAUCACACAUGAUUUUUAUUUUUGAAAAAUUAUAAUUAUUUUUUAUUGGAAUUAUUAGAUUUUUGACACAAUAUUAAAGAUGUCAUUCUGCUUGAUUAAAUUAACAAUUUCGCUCCAA